AAUGCUUUUUAAAAGCAAGAUAUAUAUUUCUGUUUAUCCCUUUUAAUUACCUCUGUUUGUGCUUCCUACAGGGAAAAAAAAGUCAAUAUAAUUGAUCAAUACAUUGAAAAAGUCCAAAAAUACGGGCAAUGUAUGACAAUUGUGGACCUUCAUGAAGUGAGUCCCCAUAAUCACUGAGCCAAGUGGGAAGAAGAUAUGAAUUUUCAGAACAUUCUGACUUUCAACUCCCUCUUAAGGAUCAGCUUUGGAAAUGCUUUCAUCCUGUAUAUCUUCUGCAGUAGCCAGGCAUAGUUCUGAAAAAUUCUUCAGACCAGUGAGGAACUCUUCAGGGUCCAGAAUCUCUGGGUUUAAAGUGAAUUCCUUCGCUCAGAACUUGUGCUUUGGAGAGAAGGAACCCCACUCAUUCCUGCCUAACCUCUUCAUCAGCACCCUCAUCCCUCAUCAGGAUUCUAAACUUGAUCUACAAUGGAAAAACUGCUUUUUUCCCUGUUGUUCAUUGGCAUAGCAGUGAGAGCACAGAUCUGUCCAAAGCGUUGCGUGUGUCAGAUUUUGUCUCCUAAUCUUGCAACUCUGUGUGCCAAGAAAGGCCUCUUAUUUGUUCCACCAAACAUUGACAGAAGAACUGUGGAACUCCGACUGGCAGACAAUUUUGUUACAAACAUUAAAAGGAAAGAUUUUGCCAAUAUGACAAGUUUGGUGGAUUUGACUCUAUCCCGGAAUACAAUAAGCUUUAUUACACCCCAUGCUUUUGCUGAUUUGCGCAACUUGCGGGCUUUACAUUUGAACAGUAACAGACUGACUAAGAUCACAAAUGAUAUGUUCAGUGGGCUUUCCAAUCUCCAUCACCUAAUUCUAAACAACAAUCAGCUGACUUUAAUUUCUUCUACAGCAUUUGAUGAUGUUUUAGCCCUUGAGGAGCUUGAUUUAUCCUAUAACAAUCUUGAAAAUAUACCUUGGGAGGCUGUUGAAAAAAUGGUUAGUUUGCAUACACUUAGUUUGGAUCACAAUAUGAUUGACCACAUACCUAAAGGGACUUUCUCUCACUUGCACAAGAUGACUAGAUUAGAUGUAACAUCAAAUAAGUUGCAGAAGCUACCACCUGACCCUCUCUUUCAGCGAGCUCAGGUACUAGCAACCUCAGGAAUCAUCAGCCCAUCCACUUUUGCAUUAAGUUUUGGUGGAAACCCUUUGCACUGCAAUUGUGAAUUAUUGUGGCUGAGACGCCUUUCAAGGGAAGAUGACUUAGAGACUUGUGCUUCUCCUACACUUUUGUCUGGUCGGUAUUUUUGGUCAAUUCCAGAAGAAGAGUUUUUGUGUGAACCUCCACUUAUUACUCGGCAUACACAUGAAAUGAGGGUAUUAGAAGGUCAAAGAGCCACGUUGAGGUGUAAGGCUAGGGGAGACCCAGAGCCUGCAAUUCACUGGAUCUCUCCAGAAGGAAAGCUCAUUUCAAAUGCAACAAGAUCUCUUGUCUAUGAUAAUGGAACACUUGAUAUACUUAUAACAACUGUAAAGGAUAUAGGUUCUUUUACCUGCAUUGCAUCUAAUCCUGCAGGGGAAGCAACCCAGACAGUGGAUCUUCAUAUAAUCAAACUCCCUCACUUGUUAAAUAGUACAAAUCAUAUUCAUGAGCCUGAUCCUGGGUCCUCAGAUAUUUCAACUUCUACUAAGUCAGGUUCUAAUACAAGUAGUAGUAAUGGGGAUACUAAAAUGAGUCAAGAUAAAAAAGUUGUAGUAGCAGAAGCAACAUCCUCUACUGCAUUACUUAAAUUCAAUUUUCAAAGAAAUAUACCUGGAAUACGUAUGUUCCAAAUUCAGUACAAUGGUACUUAUGAUGAUUCCCUUGUUUACAGAAUGAUACCUCCUACGAGCAAAACAUUUCUUGUCAAUAACCUGGCUGCUGGAACUGUUUAUGACUUGUGUGUCUUGGCAAUAUAUGACGAUGGCAUCACUUCCCUCACUGCCACAAGAGUCGUGGGUUGCAUCCAAUUUACUACAGAACAGGAUUAUGUACGUUGCCAUUUCAUGCAAUCUCAGUUUUUAGGAGGCACCAUGAUUAUUAUAAUUGGUGGCAUCAUUGUAGCUUCUGUGCUGGUUUUUAUCAUCAUUUUAAUGAUCCGCUAUAAGGUUUGCAAUAACAAUGGGCAGCACAAAGUCACCAAGGUCAGUAAUGUUUAUUCUCAAACUAAUGGGGCCCAAAUACAAGGCUGCAGUGGAACAAUGCCUCAGUCAAUUUCCAAACAAACUGUAGGACAUGAUGAGAACAUUCAGUGCUACAAAGGUACCAGUGGAAAUGUGACUCAAUCUUCAGAUACCUGCUCAAGUCAGGACUCUUCUACCACUACCUCUGCUUUGCCACAUACAUGGACUUCAAACACUUCUGCAUCCCAAAAGCAGAAACGAAAGAUGGGGCCAAAGCCAAGUAAUGAUUCACAGAAUGAAGUUAUUUCAAGUGUUGAGUCCCAAAAUGCUAACAGGAAUAACUCAACUGCAUUGCAGUUAGUUAGCCGUCAUCCUGAUUCUGUCAAAGAAGUUCCCACAUCUAAAAGAGCACAAUCAAAGUCAAGUAAGUUUCUUACUGUGCCUGUUGAAAGAUCCAGAGCAAGACGCAGGUACUCUCUGAACGGAAAAUUAGUGGAAUACAAUUGUUAUGUUAAGUCAGAGAACACAGGUCUAUUAUGGUUUAAAAGGAGCAUGUCUCUGAAUGGGAUGGUACUUCAGUCAGGCAUUUCUGACUUGGAUAGUGGAAAAGCAACUUUUUCAAGAUCUGAGUGGAUUUUAGAAAGCACUGUGUGACCUGUUUUUAAAAAUUUUAAAUAUCAUUCUUUGGGAAUAUUUUCAUGGAAAUUGGAAUUUGAAAUUCCAGUCUUGUCUUGCUGAAUUAUGGCUUAUGCAUUGAAAUUUGUGUAAAAGCCACCUAGGAUUCAGUAUGUAUAUGUACAUAGAUAACUAAGUACAUGUACACACAAUGUAGAUAGCAACUAAAAACAGUAUUUAAAAAUAAAAUAAUUAUUACAAAAGGAAUGAAGCAGCAUUAAUGCCUUCCCUUACCCUAAGAUUGGCUUCCUGGUUCUGUGUUAAUAGACAAAAAAAAAAAAAAAAGGUUUUGCAAGGAAAAAAGCCUUUCAUAAAGGAAAUUAUAUUUCCUCCAAACUAACAAAGACCAUUUAUGGAAAAAUUGAUAUUUUUAAAUGACAAGACUGUAUAUUUAUUUCUGGUAACAAUGGUGUUGCCUUCCUUUGAGGCAAAUGCUGUACAGAACAACUCUGUGCUGGUAUAUUGUGUAAAAUAAAAUAUUUAUUAAGUAUACACAGUUGGUGUUAAAGUAAGUACCCUCUUAAACAACAUUAUUGCUACAGGUGCCUUAGUGUAUCUGUGACGUAUAUUAUCAGUAACUUAGAUUGUUCAAUGGUUAAGAAAGAAUUUAACUUAUUUUGUACCUAUCACCAAUAAAAGUCUAGUUCUAGGAUGUGGGAAUGAAUAUAUGACCAAUUUCUAAAUGCAUGCAUUUGGGCAUAUAUGGAUUCUGUAUAGAUGUAUAGUAGGUGUUAAAGGGGAAUCCUAGAAACCUACUUUUUCAAAAUAACAUUUUAAUUAUCAUUUAAGAAUGGAGAGAAAAACAAGUUGUUACAUAUAUAGGAAUUUUAAAGCCAUCCCUUAUUAACUUGUUUUUCCUUUCUAGAAUCAAUAAUUCAAUAAUAUUGCCACUAUUUUAUGAAUUUAUUUAUAUUUUAACCAAUAAUCAUGAUAUUUAAUUAGAGUCAUUUUUAUUUAGCAACUCUUUUAUCAACAAAUCCUGGGUUAAAUUAGAUCAGAUACCGCCAUUAUUAUUCAAGUAAUUUAAAAUUACCUUAAAAAUUGCCAUUGACAUUACUAUAGCUUGCACAUUGAAAAAUUUACUGCAUCAAGCACAAAUGUAUUAAUCAGGUAGUAGAUUUAGCUUGAAGAUAUAUUAUAGGAGGCUAUUUGUUCUUGUGUGAAGUUUCACAAUUAGCUGACAUGUAAAGUAAAAUCAUGACCAAAGCAAAUGAAACAGAUUUUUACAAUAUAUAAACUACUCUGUAGCAGUAAUUAAACAUUUGGUAAAGCUUUUUAUUCAAAUCACUAAAGUACUUUUUUUUAAGACAGAGCUAUGUCACCAAUAUCUCUUGCUUAAUUUCUUUUUACAAAUAAAGUAAGUUCUAGGACAUUUGAUUAAGUUAACAGGACACCUUAUUACACAUUAUAGUUUGUCAUGUAUAAAUAAUUUAAAAUAUGUUAUGUUAAUUCUGGUGGCUAUUUUCAGAAACAGCUAUAGAUAAAAUUUGUCAAAGGGUGAAAUUUUCUCUGGAUUCCUCCCACUUUCCUGUUUUGCAUCCCUACCACAUUCUGAUUCCUCCCUAUUCUUCAGUUAGGUAUGAGGGAUAAAAAUACAAGAAUUAAAUAAUUCCUACUUUUAAGGAGUUAAAUUUUUUCUCUGGGGUUAGAAAUAAUAGUGGUGUCCUUGGAUAAUUCCAUUGUAAGAUUUCAUUGAAAGAAGAGAGAAUCUCUAGAGUGAAUUGUUAUAAUGACAAUAGACAGCAAUUGGAACUAAGUGGAGCUACUCAGUAAGAUUAUCAGAGAAUUAGAUUUUUUUAUCCACUGGUUUCUUCUUCUAGUUUCUUCAUCACUAUCUUGUUUAAAACCAGUUCCUUUAUUUUUAUGCUUUUUGCCUAGUUUAUUUUUAACUGACAACUGGUUAUAAAUACGGCACAUAAGUGUAUUUUUAUUUACUGAAUACAUUUUAAUAUUUUAAAAAAUAAUUAUUCAGCUAUGUUUCCUUAAAGUUUAAAAGAAAUAUUUUCUAAUCAGUUACAUUUAUUUUUGGCCCUCAAUUAAUCCUUUUUCUUCUAUGGAACAUUCAUUGACCCAUGAUGGUAUAGGAGGGUGGGGAUGAUUAUUCAACUCUAAUUUAAAUAUAUACUGCAAUUUCAUAGUGUAUUAGUAUUUUAUAUGGUAAAUAGUUUCCCAGUGGCCAUAAAGAGUUAAUGUAGUAUCCAAGUGUGUUGAUUUGUUUUGUUUCCCUUUAUUUCUUUGUUGCAAGAGAAAGAACUAGGAAGAUAGGGUUGGUUUGCUGCAAAAUGAUAGCCAUGUAAAUGAAAGCAUGAAUAAAAUUUUUUUUUUAAGAAGAGAAAAAAAGUU
Sarcophilus harrisii (Tasmanian devil) is the source of this 5160-nucleotide messenger RNA. RefSeq names its product leucine rich repeat and fibronectin type III domain containing 5 (gene LRFN5). NCBI's taxonomy places the organism in Eukaryota, Metazoa, Chordata, Mammalia, Dasyuromorphia, Dasyuridae. The coding region runs from base 466 to 2796 and encodes 776 amino acids. Gene Ontology annotation, molecular function: protein binding. The transcript is spliced from 5 exons. The record is from RefSeq and is a predicted model, not a curated record.